AACACCAGGGUUCUCGAACACUCUGAGGUAAACGCUAUAUAAGCGGUGCGCACAGAUUCGCGCAGCUCGACCGCGUAUUAGAGCGAGACACAUACUUUGGACUCAAACCUACAACAGAGCAUUCCAGUCUAAGUGACUUGACAGUAUCGGUCAAGAUGCCUGAAGCACAUGACCAACCAAUGGAGGAGGAGGCAGAGACCUUUGCCUUCCAGGCAGAAAUUGCCCAACUGAUGUCUCUCAUCAUCAACACAUUCUACUCAAAUAAAGAGAUCUUCCUCAGGGAGCUCAUUUCAAACUCCUCAGAUGCUUUGGACAAAAUCCGAUAUGAAAGUCUCACUGACCCAAGCAAGCUGGAUUCUGGAAAAGACUUAAAAAUUGAAAUAAUUCCCAACAAAGCAGAGCGCACACUGACCAUCAUUGACACCGGCAUUGGCAUGACCAAAGCCGAUCUCAUCAACAACUUGGGCACCAUCGCCAAGUCUGGAACCAAGGCAUUCAUGGAGGCUCUGCAGGCUGGAGCUGACAUCUCCAUGAUCGGCCAGUUUGGUGUGGGUUUCUACUCGGCCUACCUGGUAGCAGAGAAGGUCACAGUCAUCACUAAACACAAUGAUGAUGAACAGUAUGCCUGGGAGUCAUCUGCUGGAGGCUCUUUUACCGUAAAGGUGGAUAACUCUGAGCCAAUUAAGCGUGGCACAAAAGUGGUUUUGCAUCUGAAGGAGGAUCAGACAGAAUACAUUGAAGAGCGGCGAAUUAAGGAGAUUGUGAAGAAGCACUCUCAGUUCAUUGGCUACCCCAUCACUCUUUAUGUGGAGAAAGAACGUGACAAGGAGGUGAGUGAUGAUGAGGCUGAAGAAGAAAAGGAGAAGGAAAAGGAUGAAGAAGGAGAGAAAGAUGAAGAUAAGCCAGAGAUUGAGGAUGUUGGCUCAGAUGAUGAGGAAGACCAUGACAAGGACUCAGACAAGAAAAAGAAGAAGAAGAAGAAAAUCAAGGAGAAGUACAUUGACCAGGAAGAGCUCAAUAAGACCAAGCCUCUGUGGACCCGCAAUCCUGAUGACAUCACUAAUGAGGAGUAUGGCGAGUUCUACAAGAGUCUAACAAAUGAUUGGGAGGACCACCUUGCAGUCAAGCACUUCUCAGUGGAAGGCCAGCUGGAGUUCCGGGCACUACUGUUUGUACCCCGCAGAGCUCCUUUUGACCUCUUUGAGAACAAGAAAAAGAAGAACAACAUUAAGCUUUACGUGCGCAGGGUCUUCAUCAUGGACAACUGUGAUGAACUCAUUCCAGAAUAUCUCAACUUCAUCAGGGGUGUGGUAGACUCUGAGGAUCUGCCCCUUAACAUCUCCAGAGAGAUGCUGCAACAGAGCAAGAUCCUUAAAGUCAUCCGAAAGAACCUGGUCAAGAAGUGCCUUGAGCUCUUCACUGAACUUGCUGAAGACAAGGACAACUACAAGAAAUUCUAUGAACAGUUCUCCAAGAAUAUCAAGCUUGGUAUCCAUGAAGACUCUCAAAACAGGAAAAAACUGUCAGAGCUGCUGCGGUACUACACGUCUGCCUCCGGAGAUGAGAUGGUGUCCCUUAAAGAUUAUGUCACUCGCAUGAAGGACACUCAGAAGCACAUCUACUACAUUACAGGUGAGACCAAAGAUCAGGUGGCCAACUCAGCCUUCGUGGAACGCCUACGCAAAGCUGGUCUGGAGGUUAUCUACAUGAUCGAGCCCAUUGAUGAAUACUGUGUUCAGCAGUUGAAGGAGUUUGAGGGCAAGAACUUAGUGUCUGUAACCAAGGAGGGUCUGGAGCUCCCUGAGGAUGAGGAAGAAAAAAAGAAGCAGGAGGAGAAAAAGGCACAGUUUGAGAACUUGUGCAAAAUCAUGAAGGACAUCCUUGAGAAGAAGGUUGAAAAGGUUACCGUCUCAAACCGUCUGGUGUCUUCCCCAUGCUGUAUUGUCACCAGCACGUAUGGCUGGACAGCCAACAUGGAGAGGAUUAUGAAGGCCCAGGCUCUGAGGGACAACUCCACCAUGGGUUACAUGGCUGCCAAGAAGCACCUAGAGAUUAACCCUGAUCACCCUAUUGUUGAAACACUCAGGCAGAAAGCAGAGGCUGACAAGAACGACAAAUCUGUAAAGGAUCUGGUCAUCUUGCUGUUUGAGACUGCACUGCUUUCCUCUGGGUUCACGCUUGACGAUCCUCAGACGCAUUCUAACCGCAUCUACAGGAUGAUCAAGCUGGGCUUGGGCAUUGAUGAAGAUGACCUGUCCGCUGAAGAGCCGUCCUCUGCACCCAUUGAGGACAUGCCCCCAUUGGAAGGGGAUGAUGACACAUCUCGCAUGGAGGAGGUGGACUAAAGCAUCAAGUUUGCUAGUUUGUCAGUUCAUAGUUCUAUAAAAAUGUACAGCGUUUAUUUAAUGGUUGGGCUUGACUUGUACCUGGGUGGCUGCAGUUAGGGUAAACGGUGAGGGCAUCAGGAAAACAGUUGCAUGACUUUUCCAUGUGUGGAAAGACGCAUGUAUGUAACGGCAAAGUUGUACGUAUUCAAAAGUUAAACUUGUAAGUAAGAGGUUUCCAGACACUGAUUAGGUCUAGUUUUGGAUUAAAAGGCAAUGUCGAUAUGGAUGCUCCUUUUAAAAACCUUUAAUCUAGGAUUAGACAGUCCUUGUGUGUGUAAACUCAGUGCAGAGUGUAAAGAAUGGGCUAGUAACGGUUAUCCCCAAUAUUCAUUCUUGUAAAAAGGACAUGAGGGAGAAACCACAGUUCUUUUUAGUCAACCUUGCACUGUGAAGCCGUACCUGUCUAGGUGCCUGGGUGCAAAUUAAGCCCACUCAGUGUUAAUGAUCUUAAUUGUUGAUGUUCCUGCUUUCUUAUGUGGCUGUUAAAAUCCAUUCCCAGAGAAACAGUGCUGGUUUCAGAGCACCAGUUUCCAUUGCUUUUUUCCCUAAUUUUUGUUUUUGUAUAGAGAUGUGUAUGCAUUUUUUUAUUUACUCACAUUCCACAGAUUUGUUUCCCUUUUUUGUUUUUUUAAAGUGUGAUACUACUCAGUUAUGUAUAUUGAAUCUGAUACUGUAACUUGAAAUGGUGGGACCCUCAAAUAAAAUUUGCCAUAUUGAAUCAA
This is a messenger RNA of Colossoma macropomum (tambaqui), 3109 nucleotides long. It is a transcript of the gene hsp90aa1.2, whose product is annotated as heat shock protein 90, alpha (cytosolic), class A member 1, tandem duplicate 2. The coding region runs from base 156 to 2345 and encodes 729 amino acids. Gene Ontology annotation, molecular function: ATP-dependent protein folding chaperone; disordered domain specific binding; ATP hydrolysis activity. The record is from RefSeq and is a predicted model, not a curated record. Gene Ontology annotation, cellular component: nucleus; cytosol; perinuclear region of cytoplasm. Lineage: Eukaryota; Metazoa; Chordata; Actinopteri; Characiformes; Serrasalmidae. Gene Ontology annotation, biological process: protein stabilization; protein folding; cellular response to heat. The transcript is spliced from 11 exons.